UUUCCCUUCCAUGUGUCUCUCGUCAUGCGCCUGCCGUAGCAGCAGCAGCAGCUCCGCGCUCUACGUUUGGUGUCCGCCUCCAGUUGUCGCUGCACUUUGUUUUGACAGCUGCCUGCUUUCUUUUUCUAGAACAGUUUUUUUUACUGAAGAAUGAGCGAAAACGAUGACAUCGAAGUCGACAGCGAUGCAGACAAACGAGCACAUCACAACGCGCUGGAGCGCAAACGGAGGGACCACAUCAAAGACAGCUUCCACAGUUUAAGAGACUCCGUGCCUUCAUUACAAGGAGAGAAGGCUUCCCGGGCCCAGAUUUUGGACAAAGCCACAGAAUACAUCCAGUUGAUGAGGAGGAAAAACCACACCCACCAGCAAGACAUAGAUGAUCUGAAGAAGCAGAACGCGCUGCUGGAGCAACAGGUCCGGGCCCUGGAGAAGGCCAAGGGGAACUCUCAGCUCCAAACCAACUACUCCUCCGACAGCAGCUUAUACACCAACCGCAAAGGCAGCGCGGUGUCGGCCUUCGACGGGGGGUCCGACUCCACCUCCGAAUCGGAGCCGGACGAGCCGCUCAACAGGAAGAAGCUGCGCAUGGAGACCAAUUAAGACUCCAGGCAGCCGAGGCGGACUCUGUGGACCCACCAGCUCUUCUCACCCGCCCGCCUUCUUACGCCAGUCAAGGAGACGAGGCGGAAGCCGUGUUAGAGGUGCUUUUACCGUGCGUCCCAAACGCUUCUAGCUUGCUGUGUCCUCCCGGCAAGCUUCCCCUCUCUCUGUUUUUGUGGCCCCGAAAUGACUUUUCAUACACCCAAAAAGUGUGGCAGCUCAGCAGUUUUGAAGGACAUGUUGCUUUUGAGACCUCGUGAUCACGUGUAGAAACGGCACAGCAUGAAGCUUCAGUAAAGCUGCAAAAAAAAAAAAAAAACGACAACUUUUCUUUAGGUUGCUUGGGGCAACCUUUAUAAUUCGUAAGAAGCUGUAAAACUUUGCCAGCUUCAAUGAAAUUAUGAUUAGAGAUAGUUUAACUUUUUAAAUAUUCAUAUUUUUCCAGGAAAUGAAUGUGAAUUUGUUGUCAGAAAAAAAAAAAGAUGUAAUCUUUCAAGAAGCAACCCUCUUUAUUCAGUUUAGGUGGCUGAAAUUGUCUUUGAAAACGUUGUUUUAGUGGAUCCCUCCUUUUAAUGCACUAAAAUGUAUUUCAUACCCCUAUAUUUAUAUAUUAAUAUGUCCGGUCUCUGUAAUGAUUGGCUGCAGAGUAGACCAACUUCCAGUUUUAGAGCAUUUUUGAGUAUUUAUUUUCCUCUUUUUUAUCUCAGUAAAGAUAUAGAUAUAUAAAUAUAUAUAUAUGUUGUUUUAAAAAUAUCCCUUAAUCAAUAGUGAAUGUUACACAACGCAGGUGAAGGGCAGUAACCUUUAUUUUUGUUAUUGGAAGUCCAUUUCAGUGUGUUGUAUGUAACACUGUAUAUUCCUUAAUGGUGUCAGUUCUGCACAGAAAAGCCUUCCCUUGAAAUAUUUGCCUGUGCUGGGAAUGUUGAUCUUUUAAAAAUCAGAACAUGUGUGUAUGUAAUCAAUAUAUGUUCCAUUCCAUGGAAAUUACAGGUAUGUUGUACAUACUGCCAAUGGUUGUCUUGCAAGUUAAGGCAUACCUUUAUUACGAGACUAUAAAUAAAACUAUUUUAUCCUUUUUGGAUGCA
This is a messenger RNA of Fundulus heteroclitus (mummichog), 1688 nucleotides long. RefSeq names its product protein max. The record is from RefSeq and is a predicted model, not a curated record. The coding region runs from base 151 to 603 and encodes 150 amino acids. Gene Ontology annotation, molecular function: protein dimerization activity; DNA-binding transcription factor activity. Gene Ontology annotation, biological process: positive regulation of transcription by RNA polymerase II. Gene Ontology annotation, cellular component: RNA polymerase II transcription regulator complex. The transcript is spliced from 4 exons. NCBI's taxonomy places the organism in Eukaryota, Metazoa, Chordata, Actinopteri, Cyprinodontiformes, Fundulidae.